AUGCAGGACGUCCAGGUGCUGCAGCCAAAGGACCUGCGGGGUGCACAGCCUAAGGCCAAGAUGGCCAAGAGCCUCAGUAGACUACCAAGAAGAGUGAAAGUGCAGCCCCUCACACUGCUGAGCUCAGACCUCCCAGCCCCAGGAGUCCAGGCACUGAACAUCAGUCAGGCCAAGAAGUGGCUCUCCAGGCGAACUGCAUUGCAACAAAAACGCGUGUUCAGGAAAUCUCUUGGCGGCUUCUGCCUCUGCUCCCCCUGGUCCCUUGUCAGCCUCAGCAUCGCCAAGAGGAGGGGAAUCGCCACAGGCGGAGACGCUCAGCCCGAGCUCCAAGAUGGCAGCCCCGAGGAGUGGCACGUGAGGUUUAGAACACUCAAUGGCUGGGAGGAUGCUGACCCCAUCAGGGACCUCAGGAUGCUGAGAGAGCUGUGCCGCCGGUGGCUGCGGCCCGAGCUGCACACCAAGGAGCAGUUCAUGGACCAGCUGGUGCUGGAGCACUUCCUCAUCUCCAUGCCUCCAGAUGUCCAGGUGCUAGUCAAGGAAAGCGGUGUGACGAGCUGCCGAGACCUGGAGGAGCUGCUGCGAAACAGCUGGAGGAAGCCCACGAGCUACAUGAAGCCUCAAGCAGCUAACAAAGUGGCCUUCGCAGGAGCCAUGCAGUUAAUUAAGACAGGAGAGUCCAAGAACCUCCACAUGGCUGGCCAACUGCAUCGGUGGUUGCAGCAGCUGGGGCAGCAGGGCCAGACCAGAUCCAGAGGGCUGGAGCUCCGUCUGGGGUUCAGCACUAAGAGGGCAGAAGCCACGGGCCUGGUGUGGUUCGGGGCGACGGGCAGUGCCACAGAAGCCCCCUGGGGCAUGGCCACAGAAGCACCUGCCGAUUCUGGGGAAGACGCCAGCGAAGGGGUCAUUGCCUGCAGCUCGGGUGCCGACCCCCCUCCCAUCCCUGCUUUGGAGGCAGAAGCUUCACCCCGCAGUGGCAGUCACAGACGGAGACAUGCCAAGAAGAGGAGGGUCCAUCCAGAGGGGUCCGGGGAACACCCACAGGCAGAGAAUAGCAGGUUCCCAGCAGAGGCCUGCCUGCCUGGGGCGCACCCGCACCCCACGGAGCCUGCCCCACGUCGCUAUCAAUGCGGGGACUGCAGCAAGAGUUUCUGCUACAGAUCCCAACUGGUCAUCCACCAGAGGUCACACACCGGCGAGCGGCCCUUCCAGUGCGAGGACGGCAGCAAGGGCUUCAUGCAGCCCUCCGACCUCCUCGUGCACCAGCGCAUCCACACGGGCGAGAAGCCCUUCGUGUGCACCGACUGUGGCCACGCGUUCUCCCACGAGGCCAACCUGGUCACCCACAGGCGCGUCCACACACAGGAGCGGCCGUACAUGUGCAAGUACUGUGGCCAGUCCGUCAGCCAGAGGGGCAACCUCAACGUGCACUACCGUAUCCACACCAACACGAAGCCCUACUGCUGUGAGGUCUGCGGCCAGUGCUUCACGCAUGUGCGCACCUUCAAGCGCCACUUGAAGAUCCAUGAGAGGGCCAUGCCCCCCAAAUAG
Molecule: messenger RNA, 1548 nt
Organism: Ochotona princeps (American pika)
Lineage: Eukaryota; Metazoa; Chordata; Mammalia; Lagomorpha; Ochotonidae
Product: zinc finger and SCAN domain-containing protein 5B-like
Exons: 6
Coding region: 1-1548 (515 amino acids)
Biological process (GO): regulation of transcription by RNA polymerase II
Molecular function (GO): DNA-binding transcription factor activity, RNA polymerase II-specific; RNA polymerase II cis-regulatory region sequence-specific DNA binding
Source: RefSeq, a predicted model, not a curated record